AUGGCUGCUAACGUGAAACAGCAGCUUGCUCAACUUAUGAGCUUGUCCCAUGCAAGUGGAUCUCACAAAGACGUUACAGAAAAGUACAAAAGCACCUUGGAAGGGAUCAUCAAAGCAGGAGGAGAUGAACUGGUGCCUUCUCUUCAAGUUUUCAUUGAAGCUUUGGUGAGUGAAGGAGUCAGCUUGGUCAUCUCACGACAGAUACUCACAGAUUUUACUGCACAGCUAUCCAGAAUGCCUGAUGCUGUUGCCAAGGAGGUUUCUCAUUUCACUCUGGAAAAGAUUCAGGCUCGAGUUAUUUCAUUUGAAGAGCAGGUUGCAACAAUUCGACAACAUCUAGCAAGCAUAUAUGAGCGAGAAGAGAGUUGGAGAGAGGCUGCUACUGUUUUGGUUGGUAUACCUCUAGAAACUGGACAGAAACAGUACAGUGCAGACUACAAGCUUGAAACCUAUCUAAAGAUAGCUCGCUUGUUCUUGGAAGAUGAAGAUGCUAACCAGGCAGAUGCCUACAUAAACAGGGCAUCAUUGUUGCAGGCAGAAUCAAAAAAUGAGGAACUGCAGAUUGUUUACAAGGCUUGCUAUGCCAGAGUGCUGGAUUUUCGUCGCAAGUUUAUUGAAGCUGCUCAGAGGUACAAUGAACUAUCAUAUAAAAGUAUGGUUUCUGAAGAAGAACGGAUGACAGCACUAAAGAAUGCAUUAAUCUGCACUGUGUUGGCAUCAGCAGGUCAGCAACGAUCCAGAAUGCUUGCAACUCUGUUUAAAGAUGAAAGAUGUCAGCAGUUGCCAGCUUUUAACAUCCUAGAAAAAAUGUAUUUAGACAGAAUUAUCCGCAGUUCAGAUCUUGUUGAUUUUGCAGCAUUACUUCUACCUCACCAGAAAGCAAUAACUUCAGAUGGUUCCACAAUUUUGAACAGAGCUGUCACUGAGCACAAUCUCCUGUCUGCCAGCAAACUCUACAACAACAUUUCUUUCGAAGAGCUUGGCUCUUUGUUAGAGAUUCCACCCAGCAAGGCUGAGAAAAUUGCUUCUCAGAUGAUAACAGAAGGCCGUAUGAAUGGCUACGUUGAUCAGAUAGAUUCCACAGUUCAUUUUGAAGCUCGAGAGACACUGCCCAUGUGGGAUCGUCAGAUUCAAAGCCUUUGUUUCCAAGUGAACAACAUAAUAGAGAAACUCUCUGUGGCUGAACCAGAGUGGUUUACAAAGACAUUGGAAAAAUGCUCGGAUUGA
Molecule: messenger RNA, 1227 nt
Organism: Candidula unifasciata
Lineage: Eukaryota; Metazoa; Mollusca; Gastropoda; Stylommatophora; Geomitridae
Source: the annotation of a GenBank genome assembly